UUGGAGUUUCGCCGUUUUUACCCCAGCAGCACCGUGCCUAACUGGCCUAACUCGCUGCUCGUCGCCACUCACGCCAGUGAGUGUACAACGGUCAACACACGGUGGCGUCCAUGGAUAAAUAAUUUUCUUCGUGCAGUGUUUUCAUAACGUCUGCCUGAAUAAGGAACAAAAAACGCGUCUAGAAAGAAUUCGUAAUAAAAUUUAGGCGUUGUACAGGUGUUGGUCGAGAGAAUAAAAGUGAAAACCGAAGUGAAAAUAAAAAAUCCGGGAUCGAAAAUGUCGAAAACGGAGGAAGCCACGGAGACGGCGGAGCCGGCAGAAAAUUCCAACGAUUCGUCUGCGGGUACGGAAUCGUCGAGAGGCGGUGAUUUUGAGACGAAAAUUGAGACGGAUCGUAGCAAAAGAUUCGAGUAUUUGUUGAAACAGACGGAAAUAUUUUCGCACUUUAUGACCAACACUGGGAAAGACAAAGCAGCGAGUCCUCUGAAAGUAAAGCCGGGUAGACCGAAAAAGGCAAUACCAGCGCCAGAAAGUCCUGUACCAAAUAGUAAAUCUGAUAAUUCAGGUGAUCACAGACAUCGAAAAACCGAGCAAGAAGAGGAUGAGGAACUUUUGGCCGAGAGCAACGUGAACGUUGCGCCCACGACGAGAUUCGAAUCUUCGCCGCAUUACAUUAAAAACGGUGAAUUGAGGGAUUACCAAAUUCGGGGUUUGAAUUGGAUGAUUUCGUUGUACGAGAAUGGUAUCAAUGGUAUAUUGGCGGAUGAAAUGGGUUUAGGAAAAACUUUACAGACUAUAUCGCUUUUGGGCUACAUGAAACACUUCAGGAGUAUCCCGGGUCCGCACAUUGUCAUUGUGCCAAAAUCCACUCUGGCCAAUUGGAUGAAUGAAUUUGGCAAAUGGUGUCCUUCUCUCAGAGCGGUAUGUCUGAUCGGCGAUGCCGAAACACGAAAUACCUUUAUCAGGGAUGUUAUGAUGCCGGGCGAAUGGGACGUCUGCGUUACUUCAUACGAAAUGGUGAUAAAAGAGAAAUCUGUCUUCAAAAAAUUCAACUGGAGAUACAUGGUGAUCGACGAAGCUCAUAGAAUUAAAAAUGAAAAAUCCAAGCUUUCGGAAAUCCUGCGAGAAUUCAAAACGGCCAAUAGGCUUCUACUGACGGGUACUCCGUUGCAAAACAAUCUUCACGAACUUUGGUCUCUCUUGAAUUUCCUACUGCCGGAUGUUUUUAACAGCUCCGACGAUUUUGACUCUUGGUUCAACACCAACAGCUUUCUAGGAGACAAUUCUCUGGUGGAAAGAUUGCACGCGGUUCUAAGACCUUUCCUUUUGAGACGUCUCAAAUCAGAAGUGGAAAAAGGACUUAAACCAAAGAAAGAAAUAAAGGUUUACAUCGGAUUGAGUAAAAUGCAGAGAGAAUGGUACACCAAAGUUUUGAUGAAGGACAUUGACAUAGUUAACGGGGCAGGUAAAAUCGAGAAAAUGAGACUCCAAAAUAUUCUUAUGCAGCUGCGCAAAUGUUGCAACCAUCCGUACUUGUUUGACGGGGCUGAGCCAGGCCCGCCGUACACUACCGACGAGCAUCUGGUCUACAAUUGCGGGAAAAUGGUGAUUCUCGACAAAUUAUUGCCGAAAUUGCAGCAACAAGACUCUCGAGUUCUGAUAUUCAGUCAAAUGACCCGUCAACUCGACAUUCUCGAGGAUUAUUGUCACUGGAGAAACUUUGCUUAUUGCCGUUUGGACGGUAACACGGCUCACGAGGAUCGUCAACGUCAGAUCAACGAGUUCAAUGCACCGGGGAGCGAGAAAUUCAUUUUCAUGCUGUCGACUCGAGCGGGUGGUCUCGGUAUAAACUUAGCGACUGCCGAUGUCGUAAUAAUCUUUGAUUCCGAUUGGAAUCCCCAGAUGGAUCUUCAAGCUAUGGAUCGUGCUCAUCGGAUCGGACAACAGAAGCAAGUGCGCGUUUUUCGUUUUAUAACGGAGAACACGGUGGAGGAGAAAAUAGUUGAACGCGCAGAAGUGAAACUUCGUCUGGAUAAAUUGGUUAUUCAACAGGGUAGAUUGGUAGACGCGAAGCAACAAGCCCUGAACAAAGAUGAGAUGCUGAAUAUGAUAAGGCACGGGGCGAACGAGGUGUUCGCAUCCAAGGACAGCGCGAUCACGGACGAGGAUAUCGAUACGAUAUUACAGAAGGGAGAAAUGAAGACCGAAGAAAUGAAACAAAAGUUGGAGACGCUUGGAGAAUCUUCGCUUCGUAAUUUCACGGUGGAUGCUCCGACCGACUCGGUCUAUCAAUUCGAGGGUGAGGAUUAUCGAGAGAAACAGAAGAUCCUCGGUAUCGGAAGCUGGAUCGAACCACCGAAACGCGAGCGGAAAGCUAAUUACGCGGUUGACGCUUAUUUCCGCGAGGCACUCAGAGUCUCCGAGCCAAAAGCCCCGAAAGCACCGAGACCCCCGAAACAACCGAUUGUCCAAGACUUUCAAUUCUUUCCCCCGCGACUGUUCGAGCUUUUGGAUCAAGAGAUUUACUACUUUCGACAAACGGUCGGUUACAAAGUCCCGAAAAAUCCGGAAUUAGGCUCGGACGCGGCGAGGAUACAGAAGGAGGAACAGCGAAAAAUCGACGACGCUCAACCCCUGACCGACGAGGAAGUCGUUGAAAAAGAAAAGCUCCUUACCCAGGGCUUUACCAAUUGGACCAAGAGAGAUUUCAAUCAGUUCAUCAAAGCGAACGAGAAAUACGGUCGCGACGAUAUCGAGAACAUUGCCAAGGACGUCGAGGGUAAAACUCCCGAAGAAGUUAUGGAAUAUUCGGCGGUUUUCUGGGAACGCUGUCACGAGCUCCAGGAUAUUGAUCGUGUUAUGGCGCAGAUCGAACGCGGCGAAGCUAAAAUUCAACGACGAGCCGGUAUAAAAAAAGCUCUCGAUGCCAAAAUGGCGCGAUACCGAGCACCCUUUCAUCAGCUCCGAAUCGCUUACGGUACCAACAAGGGCAAAAAUUAUACCGAAGAGGAGGAUCGAUUUCUCGUUUGCAUGUUGCACAAACUUGGUUUCGACAAGGAAAACGUUUACGAGGAACUCAGGGCCACCGUCAGAUCUGCACCGCAAUUUCGUUUCGAUUGGUUCGUCAAAUCCAGAACUGCCCUCGAACUUCAACGUCGCUGCAACACCCUUAUCACCCUCAUUGAGAGAGAAAAUCAGGAACUGGAGGAACGCGAGAGACAAGAAAGGCGAAAGAAAGGCGGUGGUAGCAUCGGCUCCAAACCCGCAUCCAAACGAAAAACUGAAAAUUUGCCUGCCCCUCAGGACAAACCUCGAAAAAAGAAAAAGUGAAUCACCCGACCGUCAUAACUUGAACAUUUCUUUUUUUUUCUCUCAACUUCUCUCAACACCGUUCAAUUGGCAAUCCUUUUCUCGGUUCAUAUAUAUAUAUAUAUAUAUAUUUUUUUUUUAUUCCUUUCUCAUACCACAUUUGUCUUUAUUAUGCUUAAAUUGAAAAAUUUUUACUAAAGAUCUUCAUCUCAUUCCAGCCCAUGAACUUUUCACGAUUUUCCGUAUGCAUCGUCAUCGCGACAUAGGAAAACUGCGAAAUCCAUGCAAACACGUUUUCUUUCCUCCGGUAUAUGUUGUUAUACAGAUUGCGCUGUCGCAAGAGAAGAAAAAAAAAUCUGGAGAAUGUAUUUGCACAUCAGGUUUUAUCCUCAAAUUUAUAUGUUCCCCUGUUUUGACAUCAUUCGUGAUUCUAACUUUGUGACAUUGCGAAGAAAUUUCAACGUCCUUUCGGAUCAUCAUGAUAGUAUUUAUGUAAUGUACAAUAAUUGGUAAUAAAACUCAAACAAAAACGUCA
Messenger RNA from Venturia canescens, 3844 nucleotides. It is a transcript of the gene Iswi, whose product is annotated as Imitation SWI. The transcript has a single exon. Bases 277 to 3330 code for a protein of 1017 amino acids. Gene Ontology annotation, cellular component: nucleus; chromatin. Gene Ontology annotation, molecular function: ATP-dependent chromatin remodeler activity; histone binding; nucleosome binding. Gene Ontology annotation, biological process: regulation of transcription by RNA polymerase II; nucleosome organization. The record is from RefSeq and is a predicted model, not a curated record. Lineage: Eukaryota; Metazoa; Arthropoda; Insecta; Hymenoptera; Ichneumonidae.